Dendronephthya gigantea is the source of this 1812-nucleotide messenger RNA. RefSeq names its product dTDP-glucose 4,6-dehydratase-like. NCBI's taxonomy places the organism in Eukaryota, Metazoa, Cnidaria, Anthozoa, Malacalcyonacea, Nephtheidae. The coding region runs from base 465 to 1505 and encodes 346 amino acids. The transcript has 2 exons. The record is from RefSeq and is a predicted model, not a curated record.
AUAAGAUAGAAUAUCUAAAUCACUUAGUUUAUAACUUUUGGUUUCAACUUUACUAACCUAAAGUAUUAAUAACAGCCAGCAUCUUUAGCUUUUCUUAAAGAUACGUCCCUACCUGUGGCCUCUGUUGGCCUUCAUUAUCACUUGGUUUAUAACUUUAGGUUUCAACUUUACUAACCUAAAGUAUUAUUAGCAACAUCACUUAGCUUUUUUUUAAAGUUAUGUCCAUGCGUCCAUGCGCGUGAUCUAAGUAAUAUACACUCCAGUUACUCCUCUCAUUAUCGAGAUCAUCACAGGCGAUUUCUAUAUAUCGCCCCCGUACGGACUGCAGGCUACUUCGGUAUUCGAGUGAUGUUACUUUAUUAUUUGUCCAUAGUUUGUACGCACUGAAUUUAGGAUAACAUCAGCCCAUUCCAUUUAUAAGAAUUGAAGACAAGAAUCUUCUCGAGCAAUGUUCCUCGAGAAAGAUGGAAGGUUUUCAGCAUACAAGGGGCAGUGAAACAGGCUUUACAAAUGGCUACCACAGUCAUUGCGACAACGCGGGCACCAAUGGCAUAUCCCAUUGGGAACAUGUCUUAGUGACGGGCGGUGCAGGCUACCUAGGCAGCACGUUGGUCCCACUGUUGCUAGGUAGCGGGUAUCACGUCACCGUGUACGACUCGUUCCGGUGGGGAGCCAGCUCGCUGCUGCAUUUAGCCGACAAUCCGCACCUCAGGAUUGUUCGUGGGGAUGUAUUGGACCGGGCUCAUCUCAAGAAGAACAUACAAAAGUGUGACGCGGUCGUUCAUCUCGCCGCUAUUGUGGGAUACCCGGCAUGUGAGCGCUCUCCGGAGCUGGCAAAGCAGGUCAACGAGCAAGGCACAAGAAACGUCGUGGAGCUCAUGGAGACAGAUCAGAAGCUGAUCUAUGCAUCUACUGGAUCCUGUUAUGGUGCUGUUGUCGAUGGUCUCUGCACCGAAGACACGCCAAUCAGUCCGCUCACCUUGUAUGGAAGCACUAAAGCGAGUGGCGAGAGUGUGGCUUUACAGGCUGGAGCCGUUUGUUUACGUCUUGCAACCGUGUUUGGCGUUGCCCCACGACUACGCUUGGACCUGCUUGUAAACGAUCUUACAAACAAAGCCCUGACGUUGAAGCAUUUUGAUGUUUACGAAGGGCAUUUCCGUCGCACUUUUUUGCACGUUAAAGACGCUGCUCGAGCUUUUCUUUUCGCUUUGAAGAACUUUAAACGAAUGAGAAACGAUGUCUUUAAUGUCGGUGACGAAUGCAUGAACAUGUCGAAAAUUGACGUCGCUCAUGUCAUUCAAACUCGCGUGAAAAACUGCAAGAUUACGAAGUCAUCGAACGGCCAGGAUAAAGACAAGAGGAACUAUGAGGUUUCCUAUGAGAAGAUAAGGCGUCUUGGUUAUCAAUCGACGAUAAGUGUCGAGGAAGGUGUGGAUGAACUACUGAAAGUUUUACCGUGUUUAUCAGAGGAUGAGAUUUCCCGCGCUAGAAAUGUCUCCAACUGAAACUGGCCUAAAAAUGAAAAGUAGGAUUUAGCAUAAUAGUACAAUUUAUUAUUAUUAUGUAUUAACAUACUAUAAUGAAUUGUUUAUAAAUUCAAGCUAAUAAAAAGUAUGCUAUACAUUAAAUUUAGAUUAAUAUUAUUGCUAAACAUUAAAAAACAAUGUCAAUGACCAAAAUGUUAAACGUUCUCUCUGAAUUUUAUUUUACUGAACUCCAUGUUCAAGGUUAUUUGGGAAUAAAUGUUACUGUACAUUUGUGACAUGCAUAUGAUAUGAUGGUUCCUGAUAGUAUUGUGUUUUAAUAUAAUCA